This is a messenger RNA of Hippopotamus amphibius kiboko, 3361 nucleotides long. It is a transcript of the gene PLAGL1, whose product is annotated as PLAG1 like zinc finger 1. Gene Ontology annotation, molecular function: DNA-binding transcription activator activity, RNA polymerase II-specific. Lineage: Eukaryota; Metazoa; Chordata; Mammalia; Artiodactyla; Hippopotamidae. The coding region runs from base 909 to 2300 and encodes 463 amino acids. The transcript has 8 exons. The record is from RefSeq and is a predicted model, not a curated record.
CCUCCUCGGCGCAGCCAUCCUCGCGGCUGCCGAGGGCGGCAAAGCCCACGGCAUCUGCCAUUUGUCAUUCAGCCCGUCGGUACCGCCCCGAGCCUUGAUUUAGACACGUCUGGGGCGGAUUCUGGCCUCACUCUGCUGGCGGACGGACGGACGGACGGACGGGGCGGCUCUCCUCCCAGCCCGGCGGACCGCGGGCCUUGGCGCGCGGGGCGCUUCCCCGGGUCGCCGUCAUGGCCGCGGAGGCGGCGCGCCCGAGCUGCCGCGCCUGAGUUCCGGGGGGCUCCGGACCCCGCAGGUUUUACGACAGAGCGUGUCUGGGUGUGGACAUUUCAUUUAUCCUGGAUUUAUUGUGUUCCGGUCUCUAAGGUUUUUCCCACCUGAUUGACAACAUAGUCAUCAUUGGCUUUUGAUUGCUCUCACAUCUGAUGUGGCCUCUGUUUCAUGUCACAUCUGAAACUCCUCUGUACCUCAAACUUAGAAAGGUAUUUGCAUAGGAAUCAGAGGCGUUAAUCUUGUUUGAAGCCUCAGACUUCUGAAAGGACUCCCUGACUGCCUUGGAGCUGAUGUUUCCUGUCACCGAGUAGCCUGGUGACGCAGGACGUGCCCCAGCUCUCGUGAUGCAGAUCGCCUUUCUGCUCUGGAACCUCAUCCGUGCCUCAGACUUGCUCCUCUCAACCUGAGACUGCGUGGAAACUGGGAUGUGGGAAGCAGGAAGCAGAGAUAGUGGUAACUGAGAGGCCCAUGUCUGGGUAGAACCAGGUCCGGGACCACAACGCUGCCUGCCCCCUGGCCUGGCGGUCCGCUGCUGUGGCUCUGCUGAUGUGCUCAGCACCGUCCUUCUAUUUGUACUUAAAUGGCACAGCAUUUGGUCAGCGCAUCUGAAAAGGAAGGUGUGAGAGACAAAGCCCAUGGCCACCUACCCCUGCCAAUUAUGUGGCAAGACGUUCCUCACCCUGGAGAAGUUCACUAUCCACAAUUAUUCCCACUCCAGGGAGCGACCUUACAAGUGCUUGCAGCCAGACUGUGGCAAAGCCUUCAUUUCCAGAUAUAAAUUAAUGAGGCACAUGGCUACCCACUCACCCCAGAAAUCUCACCAGUGUGCUCAUUGUGAGAAGACUUUCAACCGGAAAGACCACCUGAAAAACCACCUCCAAACGCACGAUCCCAACAAAAUGGCCUUUGGGUGUGAGGAGUGUGGGAAGAAGUACAACACCAUGCUGGGCUACAAGAGGCACCUGGCCCUCCACGCGGCUAGCAGCGGCGACCUCACCUGCGGGGUCUGUGCCCUGGAGCUGGGGAGCACAGAAGUGCUGCUGGAUCACCUCAAAGCCCACGCCGAAGAAAAGCCCCCUACUGGAACCAAGGAAAAGAAGCACCAGUGCGACCACUGUGAAAGGUGCUUCUACACCCGGAAGGACGUGCGGCGCCACCUGGUGGUCCACACAGGCUGCAAGGACUUCCUGUGUCAGUUUUGUGCCCAGAGAUUUGGGCGCAAAGACCACCUCACACGACAUACCAAGAAGACACACUCACAGGAGCUGAUGAAAGAGAGUUUGCAGUCUGGUGACCUUCUGAACACCUUCCACUCCAUCUCCCCCCAGUUUCAACUGAAGGCUGCCCCACUGUCUCCUUUCCCUUUAGGGGCUCCUGCACAGAAUGGGCUUGCAAGUAGCUUGCCAGCUGAGGUACACAGCCACACCCACAACCCCUCAGAGCAAACCUCCCAGCCUGUACAAGCGCUGCCAGAGCUCCUGGCCCCCCUCCACCCCGUAGCAUCCCCCAGCUCUCCUCCCCCACCCCUCCAGAAUCACAAGUACAACACCAGUUCUACCUCAUACUCCCCACUUGCAAGCCUGCCCCUCAAAGCAGAUACUAAAGGAUUUUGCAAUACCAAUUUGCUUGAGGACUUGCCUCUGCAAGAGCCUCAGUCACCUCACAAGCUCAACCCAGGUUUUGAUCUGGCUAAGGGAGGUGCUGGUAAAGUGAACCUGCCCAAGGAGCUACCUGCAGAUGCUGUGAACCUAACAAUACCUGCCUCUUUGGACCUUUCCCCUCUGUUGGGCUUCUGGCAGCUGCCCCCUCCUGCUACCCAAAAUGCCUUUGGGAACAGCAGUCUCACCCUGGGGCCUGGGGAAUCUCUGCCCCAUAGGUUAAGCUGUCUGGGGCAGCAGCAACAAGACCCCUCACUAGCCAUGAGCACUAUGAGCCUGGGCCAGCUCCCCCUUCCUCCCAUCCCCCAUGUUUUCCCAGCUGGCACUGGUUCAGCUAUCCUGCCUCAUUUCCACCAUGCAUUCAGAUGACUGGUUUUUAAAGCGUACUUUUCUUAUUCUGGAAGAUGUUUUAAGAAGCAUUUUAAACAUCAGUUAUGAUACAAGGAAAGAUUUAGAAAGCAGGACUGGAAUAUGGUUUAUUCAGUGAUGACUGGCUUGACAGAAGAGAGUUCUCGAACUGCAUGUAUUGUGCCAAUCUGUCCUGAGUGUUCAUGCUUUGUACCAAAUUUAAUAAGCAAGUAUUCUUUAAUGGAACUGCAACCAUUGUCAUAACCGACAUCCAUACGAGGGCUGCUAUAUAUAGGUGUUUGUCAAAUUGAACUUAAUCGUAAGCCAUGAUCAUAAUAACGUUAAGUAAAUAACUUUAUGUGGCACUGCCUAGUAAGGGAACUAUGGAAAGGUUUGGGUUUCUCCAAAAUGGGAGAAUUUUUAAAAUAAGAAAAUAACCUUUAUAUUGCAUAUUAUGACUAGGCUGUGUAUUUCUUUUCAGGGAUUUUUCUACCUUCAGGGUUGGAUGUAGUUUAGUUACUAUUGCCAUAGCCAACCUAUAGUUUUACAGAAACAAUUUCUUGUGGAAUAAUAGACGUCUCCAUUUUAAAAAAGCAUUUUAAAUGUAGUUUGAAUAUUUUCCACAGGAUGCUACAAUGUGAGUUAUCACUUCAUUUAUCUUAAAGACAAACUGACUGUCAGUUACAUCUGACAGAAAAAAAAAAAAAAAUCACUGUGUAACCAGGUUAAGUGGUAAAAUAAUCCAGGCGUCAGUCAAAAAAAGCAUUUUACUGACUUUAAUAUUGAUUAUAUUUUUAACAGGAAUUUAAGAAUAUUACUGGAAUUUUAAAAUAUAUAUAUAUAUAUAUAUAUUAAACAAGAAUUUCCUUUGCUCUGUCUGGCUUAAAAUACUACUCUGCUUAAGUAUUUUUAAUCACCAAUAAGUAAAUGCAUUUUAAAAUUCAUCAUUUAAGUCAAUAUUAGUUUUAUUCAAAAAAGAUAACAUUUUACAAUGUAACUAUAAUCUAUCUCUUGAAUUUGGUAUCUAAUGAGUUUUUAAAAUAUAAAACCUAACCUUUUUUUAAAGCUCCUUUGUCUUUUGU